AUGGCCCAGGCAUGUCCCAGCUCGCAGCCCAACGCUGCACCCAUUGGCAUCGAAUCGCCAGCAGGCCCACCGCCGCUUUUCGCGGGCCAUCCCAGCUCGCCUGCGUUCACCAUCGAGAGACCGAGCCUCUUCGCGCGUCCGUCCAAGAUGACGCCUCUCCAAAUCCGCAGACAAGAGCGGUGGAAUGCGUCGUCGUACCCAAACCGUCCGCCGCUCAUCGAGGGAUCAUCGAGCCGCAUGGGCGAGGCACCCGACUCCUACGGGCUGCUGUCGACCCCGUCUCUUGCUAUACUGCUAGAGCACAACGCCACGGCUAGUCUUUCCUCGUUUGCGACAUCAUGCACAGAGCCUCAAGCAUCGCGGCGCAUUACGAUCCAGCAGCUGAUAGAGCGGCAAGCGGAGAAACCCGCUCGCCGCGACGGGCUGUUGAAGUCAGAAGAGAUGCAGUGCAUGCUCUACUCGCUCUCCAAGCGUGCUGUGAAGGGCGCACGCGCCAACGUGCGCGCGAGCGUGAGGAAGCUGAAGCUGCUGGAGAAGGAGUGCACGUUGCUUUCGGAGGAUGCAUACGUGGGCCGUGCGGCGCGGCUCCGCGAGGAGCUCGCAAGUCGCAAGAAGUACCUGGAUCGUGUGCUCAGGGAUGCGCGGCAGGAAAGGGAGGGGAUUAUGCGAUUGAAAGCGUUGGCUCGUGCACAGUCCGAUGAGAUCGAGUUGCGCUGCGCUCAAGCACCCACAGCACACGAGUUGUCUCUAGUACCCGCAGGAAAGACUUCACGCUGGGGAGUCUACCCACAUGACGUUCUCGCCCAGGCUAGAUUCUGGAGCGCCUACAAGACGUUUUGCGCUGGGAACGUUUCGGAGGAUGGCAAGUCGCCGUUGCAAUACGAAGGCCGCGUCAUUGACCUCUAUGUGCUCCACACCGUGGUCGCUGAUCUGGGUGGAGCGGAAGCAGUCACUCGUCACGGCCUUUGGCCCUUCGUCGGCGGUAAGCUUGGCUUUUCGCAAGUCCCCGCAACCAGCCACACACCCGCCAUAUCAAGCCUCAGCUCGGCGCUAUACGUAUACAAGAUCUACUGCGAGUACCUGGAUGAGUACAAUAAGCGCUCCGCGACGUCCGCUGAUCUGGAGGACAAGGAGGGCGCUUAUCACGCGCAGAACUGUCAAUUGCAGAGUGAUUUGGCCCCAGCUUCGCCAUUCCAUUGCCAGCCCAGCGGAGAAGCUGUCGUCGCGUCCGGUGGCGUCAUGCCGUCUUUAGUUACAACAAAUCGUGGAAGAACCUAUCAAUACCUUGCUCUCCUUCAGGUCAUCGUUCUCAUGGUAUCGACAUGCUUCUUUAUACUCGCUUAUCUCAAGACUGGGGAAUCCUGGUUCCUACUCUGUGCAGCCAUCGAAAUGCUCAUCGGGGUUCACAAGAAGAAACCCGUGCGGAUGGCUAUGCAAGCUGAGAGUGACGGUAGAUGCACCGCAGAGAAAGGGUGGGGCGUUGAAGGGGACGUUGCGGUUGUAGCUGAGAAGAGCAAGUAGGGGGUAAUGUUCAGUGCACGGCGUGUGCCUGGUCACACCAAUUGUUGUCCGUCUAUAUUGAUCGCGUGAACGCUUGCUUGUAGGCGACUCCCGUCUAUCCACGCUCCUGUUGUGCACCUCUAUGAACUACGCUCUGCAUGGAUCUGGCUCUAUGUAUUAUCCGGGUAAAGACUCGUGUGCGCUGAUCUCAGAUCGACUUCGAUCACCCGAGUCUGAAUACAUUGCAGGAUCGCUUCACCAACCCAGCGAA
Molecule: messenger RNA, 1771 nt
Organism: Postia placenta MAD-698-R-SB12
Lineage: Eukaryota; Fungi; Basidiomycota; Agaricomycetes; Polyporales; Adustoporiaceae
Exons: 4
Coding region: 1-1521 (506 amino acids)
Molecular function (GO): DNA binding
Source: RefSeq, a predicted model, not a curated record